AUGCCCGCGCUCGUCCUCGGCGUCGCGCCCGGCCUCCUCGGGGAGCCGCGCGGGUUGGGCGCGCUCCCAGGCGCAUUCCUGGCCGGGCAGCCCCUCCUCCUCGGCCGUGGCCAAGGGGCUGGCGCCUCCCCGCCUCGCCGCGAUUGUCUCGUGCGGGCGGCUGCGGACGCUCCUGGCCGCUGCGGCUGCAGGUCGGCGCGUGGCGCACCUGGACCCGGGACUGCGCCUCCCGAGCGCGGCGGGCCCGGCUGCGCUCCGGGGUUCCCGCCUCCCUCCCUGCCCGAGCCGCUCGGGGCCGCGCGGAGCCCCGCUCCCCGCAGGGGCGGCUGCAGCAUCGGCUUGGGACAACCUCGGCAGGAAGGCAGACAAAGUUAUUUCCCCUUCCCAAGCAGAAAGGUUCCGAUUGGCAAGAUGGUGCCCAACUGUCCCCGCGCGCUCUUCCUCCUGCUGCUUUUCCUCGCCUGCCCCGAAUCGCGGGCUUCCCAGAACUGUCUCAACAAACAGCAGCUCCUCUCGGCCAUCCGCCAGCUGCAGCAGCUGCUAAAGGGCCAGGAGACACGCUUCGCCGAGGGCGUCCGUCACAUGAAGAGCCGGCUGGUGGCGCUGCAGAGCUCUGUGAGCAGAGCGGGCCUGGACACGCCCCCAGUUUCCUGCCCUGCUCUGAGCACCCCUCCGGAUGGCAGAAAGUUUGGGAGCAAGUACUUAGUGGAUCACGAAGUCCAUUUUACCUGCAACGCUGGCUUCCGGCUGGUCGGGUCCAGCAGCGUGGUGUGUCUUCCCAACGGCACCUGGACGGGAGAGCAGCCCCGCUGUAGAGAUAUCAGCGAAUGCUCCAGCCAGCCUUGUCAGAAUGGUGGCACAUGUGUGGAAGGUGUCAACCAGUACAAAUGCAUUUGUCCUCCGGGAAGGACGGGGAGCCGCUGUCAGCAUCAGGCCCAGACUGUCGCCCUCGAGAGCAGCGAGGCAGGGGACCCCGCCUUCAGCCGCGCGCCUCGAUGCGCGCAGGUGGAGAGGACGCAGCACUGCAGCUGCGAGGCCGGAUUCCACCUGAGCGGCGCCGCCGGCGACAGCGUCUGCCAGGAUGUGAAUGAAUGCGAGCUCUACGGACAGGAGGGGCGCUCCCGGCUCUGCAUGCACGCCUGCGUGAACACCCCCGGCUCCUACCGCUGUGCCUGCCCCAGCGGAUACCGGACCCUGGCCGAUGGCAAGAGCUGUGAGGAUGUCGAUGAGUGUGUGAGCCCGCAGCACGUGUGCCCCCGGGGUACCGUGUGCAUCAACAUCGGUGGAGGCUUCCAGUGCGUCAGCCCCGAGUGCCCCGAGGGCAGCGGCAACGUGAGCUACGUGAAGACCUCUCCGUUCCAGUGUGAACGGAACCCCUGCCCCAUGGACAGCAGGCCCUGCCACCACAUGCCUAAGACCAUCUCUUUCCAUUACCUCUCCCUGCCCUCCAACCUGAAGACGCCCAUCACGCUCUUCCGCAUGGCCACGGCCUCGGCCCCCGGCCGGCCUGGACCCAACAGCCUGCGAUUUGGGAUUGUGGGUGAGAACAGCCGUGGCCACUUUGUAAUGCAGCGCUCGGACCGCCAGACAGGGGAGCUCAUCCUGGUCCAGACCCUGGAGGGACCUCAGACACUGGAGGUGGAUGUUGACAUGUCCGAAUACCUGGACCGCUCCUUCCAGGCCAACCACGUGUCCAAGGUCACCAUCUUUGUGUCCCCUUAUGACUUCUGA
Messenger RNA from Kogia breviceps (pygmy sperm whale), 1731 nucleotides. It is a transcript of the gene FBLN7, whose product is annotated as fibulin 7. Lineage: Eukaryota; Metazoa; Chordata; Mammalia; Artiodactyla; Physeteridae. The record is from RefSeq and is a predicted model, not a curated record. Gene Ontology annotation, molecular function: calcium ion binding.